Molecule: messenger RNA, 1698 nt
Organism: Rhinocladiella mackenziei CBS 650.93
Lineage: Eukaryota; Fungi; Ascomycota; Eurotiomycetes; Chaetothyriales; Herpotrichiellaceae
Exons: 3
Coding region: 1-1698 (565 amino acids)
Biological process (GO): positive regulation of transcription by RNA polymerase II
Molecular function (GO): RNA polymerase II cis-regulatory region sequence-specific DNA binding; protein dimerization activity; DNA-binding transcription factor activity, RNA polymerase II-specific
Source: RefSeq, a predicted model, not a curated record
AUGGGCCGGAGGAAAAUCGAAAUCAGAGCCAUAAAGGAUGAUCGCAAUCGCUCAGUAACAUUUCUCAAGCGCAAAGGCGGCCUCUUCAAGAAGGCUUAUGAACUCUCGGUCCUCUGCUCCGUCGAUGUUGCUGUCAUUAUUUUCGGUCACAAUAAAAAAUUGUACGAGUUUUCAUCGGGAGACAUCAACGAAACAUUACGGAGGUACCAAUAUUACGGACAACCUCAUGAACAUAAAGGACCGGCCGACUUCAAGAACAAGGGCGGCGGCGACGAUGAUGAUGAUGAAGACGAAGACGAAGAGCCGCCAGCUCACGCCAGAGAGGAAUCUCUGCCACCUCAACAUGCUCUUCCACACAUGCAACACCAUCAUAAUUCCUUUGCCCAUAUCCAACAACCGAUGGCCUCGGUCUCCCCACCCAUGCCAAAUGGCAUGUUCCAGCCUCGACAUUCCACUCCUCAACCACCUCAUAUGAUAUCAAGACCUCCUUCCCAAAACAUGAUCCGACGCACGAGUUCCAACCUGGUCCCAAUGCAACAUCCUCAUCCAACUCCUCCUCCACCUCAGAAUGGCUUUGCUUAUGUACCGAAUCCACCCAUCUACAAUCCCCAGGCGCCUCCCGCUGUCCCUCCUCAGCCUUCGCCUCAACCUCAAUAUCAACAAUUUCCUCAACCACAACAGCAACAGCCCCCCCAGCCGCCACCACCGCCUCCUCCACAGUCACAUCAACAAAUGCAACAAGCGCAUCAACAGUACCUACAGGAACAGAGACGACAUUCGCAACCUCCACCGGCGUCACAGCCUAGUCUACAACCUCCCCCUCAACCCCAACCCCGCGCCUCACCUCAACCGGAACAACAAAAUCUUCGCCCACCUGAGCAGGCUACCCCCUCUCAGCCUAAACAUUUAUCCUCCAAAUCGAGAAGUAUAUUUACUCCGAUAGACGAGGGAGGCUCUGUUCUAGCACAACACUUCUUUGGUGCCCCGGAUCCUCCCAAACCGAAGAAAGAGGAGGAUUCAUCAGAUACCAGACCUCCAGCGCCGCCGCGAAGUAUCACGGCACCGAUCAUUACUCGUCCUACUUCGCAACCCGCGAGAACACAGACAACCGUCCCCGAGUUUGCUCCACCGCAAAGAACGAACACGUCUGGAUCAAGAUCAGGUGCUCGUCCAAAAUUGAACCUGCAGAUUCCCUCGGAAGCAGAAGACAACGAUUCGCCCAACGGCGGAUCUCCAUUGCAAUCAGCCGGGCCAUCAGCCAAUCCAACCCGGAGUGGCGAUCAUAUUGUUCUACCACCACCUUCACCUAGUGCUUCGGCAGUCAUGUCAGCAGGAGCGACCGGACCACCCAAUCCUUUUGCUCGGCCGCCUCCUCCAACCUCGAAUCAGAACCGUGAUGCCUACAAUGACAAUCGAAAUAAUAUCGAGACUCCGAUCUCCGCGUUGCCAAGUCGGUAUAUGAAUAACGAUCUUUUGCCGAGUCCGAGUAACUUCUUUAGCGAAUGGUACGAUUCGGGAAGAAAUGGAGGUUUAAAUUCUGCGAUGUUACCGAGCCCGUUGGUAUUUCCAACUCCUGCAGAUGCAAGAGGACUAGGUUUUGGAAGUAGAGACGCAGCCAACGAAGCUAAUGGAGAGAAAAGGAAAGGAAGUAUUGAUCUUCCGGAGAAGGAAGGGGAUGUGAAAAAGGUCAAGACGUGA